This is a messenger RNA of Penicillium macrosclerotiorum, 1551 nucleotides long. RefSeq lists its product as uncharacterized. Gene Ontology annotation, cellular component: plasma membrane. The record is from RefSeq and is a predicted model, not a curated record. NCBI's taxonomy places the organism in Eukaryota, Fungi, Ascomycota, Eurotiomycetes, Eurotiales, Aspergillaceae. The transcript has 5 exons. The coding region runs from base 1 to 1551 and encodes 516 amino acids. Gene Ontology annotation, molecular function: dipeptide transmembrane transporter activity; allantoate transmembrane transporter activity. Gene Ontology annotation, biological process: transmembrane transport; allantoate transport; dipeptide transport.
AUGGCCUCAGAAGCAAACAAGAAUGGAGCGGAGACAAUUGAGCUGGAGAACCCAGCGGCCGGUCGGCCUAUUGUUCUCUCAGACAAGCUUCAGGAUGGCGACCAGGCCCUGGAGAUUCUCCAGGGAGAGCUUAUUGAAUACACACCAGAAGAAGAAAGGAAAUUAAGAUGGAAGAUUGAUUACCGCCUUGUCACUAUAAUGCUGAUAGUUAACGGAAUCCAAUUCGUUGAUAAAUUGACAAUUUCAUACGCAGCAACAUAUGGCAUUGUGACUGAAGCACACUUGGUGGGACAAGAGUACAGUCUUCUCAUCACCAUUUUUUACAUUGGCUAUCUGGUGGCUCAAUACCCGACAAGCUAUCUAAUGCAGCGCUUUCCCACAGGAAAGUAUUUGACUAUCAAUUUUAUUCUUUGGGGUAUUGUCCUUGCUGCGACCGGAAGUGCGACGUCGUUUUCUACACUGGCUGCGGCUCGGUUCUUUCUCGGCGUUUUCGAGUCCUGUCUCAAUCCUGGAUUUGUCUUGAUUUCCUCCGCUUGGUGGAAACGAGAGGAGCAGGCUUCCCGUAUUGGUCUGUGGUAUAGCGCCAAUGGGAUGGCCUCCGUCCCAGCUGGUAUACUGUUCUAUGCUAUUGCACACAUCGAUGUCGAUGGUAUGUUUCCAUAUCAAUGGAUGUUUAUCAUCUUUGGUAUCUUGACCGUCUUGAUUGGAGUCAGCCUGUGGUGGUUGCUUCCUGACACUCCAGCAAAUUGCAAAUGGCUUGAUGAGCGCGAGCGAAAGAUCGCUAUUCAGCGUCUCAAGGAUAAUCGGACCGGUGUUAAAAACAGCCACCACAAGAAAGACCAAGUCCUUGAGACGAUCACUGACUACCGGGUGUGGAUGUUGCUGCUGGCAAUCUUCUGCCACAAUAUGACCAACAGCCUUCAAACAAACUUCACCGGCCUGAUAAUCAAGGGGUUUGGUUAUACCACUUACCAGUCAGUCCUGCUGCAGAUUCCAGUCGGUGCUGUCAUGGCAGUUUCGAUGAUUUUGCUUGGCUUUUUCCUUUCAUCCAGAUGGGGCGAAGGAAAGCAGAUUAUCUGCAUCAUCCUGUGUUACGUCCCCGGCAUCAUUGCCUGUGGCCUUCUUUAUGGAGUUCCUAUCAAAUCCUCCACCCUGGGUGCUCACCUGGCUGCAGUCUACUUGAUACCCAUGGUUGCACCGGCGGGCGGGUUGAUGUAUACAAUUCUGGCGUCCAACAUUGCCGGAUACACAAAAAAGACUGUGACUGGCACUUUGUUCUUUUCAGCCUACUGUGUGGCCAAUAUUAUCUCCCCGCAGACUUUUCUGGCAUCUGAAUCGCCUCGCUAUACCACAGGGGUCUUUGUGACAUUGGCCUCGUUCAUCAUCAACAUGAUUGUGUUUGCAGGUCUAUAUGUCGUUUACUCUAGGGAAAAUACUGCCCGUAAACGUGAGAUUGAGGAAAAUGGGCAGAUGGAUGAAGCGAGCGAUCUAGCAAACGCAUUUUCGGAUUUAACGGAUCGGCAGAACCGUAGGUUGAUUUACAAGCUAUAA